Molecule: messenger RNA, 1460 nt
Organism: Gossypium raimondii (Peruvian cotton)
Lineage: Eukaryota; Viridiplantae; Streptophyta; Magnoliopsida; Malvales; Malvaceae
Product: transcription factor bHLH130
Exons: 7
Coding region: 246-1265 (339 amino acids)
Biological process (GO): regulation of transcription by RNA polymerase II
Cellular component (GO): nucleus
Molecular function (GO): DNA-binding transcription factor activity, RNA polymerase II-specific; RNA polymerase II cis-regulatory region sequence-specific DNA binding; protein dimerization activity
Source: RefSeq, a predicted model, not a curated record
ACCUGGUAAGCAAGUCUGUUCACACAAAAAGCAGACUGUGGAAAACAAAAACCAUGAAAUCUGCAAAUCAGGGUUAGUUUAGUCAACCCUACCCCCAUUUAAUGAAUACAUCAUCAUCCAUACCAUGUCUACUAUAAGUAUCUCCAUAUCUUUUCAUGGGAGCUUUGCUCAACAAACAAACAGUUCCUUAAUGGUAUCAAAGCUGAGAAAAGAACAAACAAAAGGGUUUCAACAAGAGAAAAAGAAUGGAGACCGCUGAUUAUUACUAUCUGCAACAAAACCAGCAGCAGAGUUGUGGUCUAAUGCGGUAUCGGUCGAUGCCGGCCGAGAACCGUGUCGGGUACGACGAGUACGGUAGCGAUUUUCGGUCAUCUUCGAGUUCCGAAAUGGAAACAUUGUUCAUGUUGUGUGGUAAUGGUUCAUCAGGGAAUGUUUCAGAAUAUGAAGAGAAAUCAGUGAAGCAAGAGGAGGAGAUGAUGUAUCAAAUUCAAAGCUUGCCAUUGGAGAAUGUUGAGAGUUCAUUUGGUGUUGGUACAAAUUUGGGAUUGGAGAAUUCAAUGCAAAGAAAUGGGAAUGGUUCAAAUCUUGUUAGGCAAACCAGUUCUCCAUCUCAGGUUUUCUCUAGCCAUGGCCUUGAUAAUGGUUUUAAUGCAACCAGAAAAAUGACUACUUUAAGGGCUUGCAAUGGUAUCAAUGGUGAACCAACAUCUACGGGUAGAUUGUAUAACCAUAUCAGCUUCUCCUCUGGGCCAAUGCCUCAAAUAGCUCAAGUUGAGAAUGGAGGCUUAGCAAGCAAUGGUAAUGGUAGAAAUGGGAUGAACUUCAUCCCCAACUUGAUGUCUGAUUCAAGGAAUAAUGCUUCACUUAGUGGGUUGAAAAGAGCCCGAGAGAGAGACAGCGACUUGUUGAGUGGUUUAAGCCGAUUGCAAACUCGGAACCAGGAUUGCAGAGACUGUUCUACUGCUUUAACACACCAGUUGAGUUUACCUACAACCUAUGAGGAAGUGGAUGUUUGGCAGUUUCAAAGCUCGGUCCCUUGCAAGAUUCGAGCGAAACGAGGUUGCGCUACUCACCCACGUAGCAUCGCUGAGAGGAUGAGAAGAACACGGAUCAGUGAACGAAUGAGGAAACUGCAAGGUCUUUUCCCGAACAUCGACAAGCAAACGAAUACGGCAGAUAUGUUGGAUAUGGCAGUGGAGUACAUUAAAGAUCUUCAGAAGCAGGUCAAGAUAUUGAGGGACACUAAAGCAAAAUGCAGCUGUUGAAGCAAAAAUGACAGAAAAUAGAUAGCAAUAUAAAGUAUCAAAUAUGGGGGAAAGUGAAGAUGUAGCCAUUUGUAAUUAUAAUUGUAAUGCAAUGCAAUGCAUUGAAAGAAUAAUAGGGUCUUAGAUUAGAAUAUCAUAGGGCAGGAAAGCUUUGUGAUUUGUGAUUUUGAAUGCAAGAGAUAAGCUGUUGCUAAA